Felis catus (domestic cat) is the source of this 1867-nucleotide messenger RNA. RefSeq names its product transmembrane protein with EGF like and two follistatin like domains 2 (gene TMEFF2). The transcript is spliced from 11 exons. Bases 457 to 1569 code for a protein of 370 amino acids. Gene Ontology annotation, biological process: cell differentiation; multicellular organism development. Lineage: Eukaryota; Metazoa; Chordata; Mammalia; Carnivora; Felidae. The record is from RefSeq and is a predicted model, not a curated record. Gene Ontology annotation, molecular function: protein binding.
ACGUGAUCUCGGGCGGGCUAAGGACCUGCUGCUUCCCAAACGCCAGAGGGAUGCGGGCGGCAGAGCGCGAGAGGCGGCUGCGGGGCUGUGGGGCGCUUUGACUCUCCUUCCACGCAGCCUCCUUGGACUCCUCUCCUCCGCCCUCCGGACUCCGGUCUCCUCGUGGUCCCCUGGCUUCCCAGAUCCCCCUCCUUAUGGCAGCAGCCCCCCGAGUCUCAGGCGCAGCUUCUCGGCGGACGACCCUCUCGCUCCCGGGGCUGGGCCGGGUCACUGGAUGUUGCUGAAACUCCGGAGACCAUGCGCGGGUUUGGCUGCUGCUUCCCCGUCGGGUGCCACUGCCGCCGCCGCCGCCUCUGCUGCCGCCGUCCGCGGGAUGCCCAGUAGCCCGCUGCCCGGCCCCCGCGAUCGCGUGUUCUUCGGAAGCCGUUUGCUACUGCAGAGUUGCGCGAACUAGUCAUGGUGCUGUGGGAGUCCCCGCGGCAGUGCAGCAGCUGGACACUCUGCGAGGGCUUCUGCUGGCUGCUGCUGCUGCCGGUGAUGCUACUCAUCGUAGCCCGCCCGGUGAAGCUCGCGGCUUUCCCUACCUCCUUAAGUGACUGCCAAACGCCCACCGGUUGGAACUGCUCUGGUUAUGAUGACAGAGAAAACGAUCUCUUCCUCUGUGACACCAACACCUGUAAAUUUGAUGGGGAAUGUUUAAGAAUUGGAGACACUGUGACUUGCGUCUGUCAGUUCAAGUGCAACAGUGACUAUGUGCCUGUGUGUGGCUCCAAUGGGGAGAGUUACCAGAAUGAGUGCUACCUGCGACAGGCUGCAUGCAAACAGCAGAGUGAGAUACUUGUGGUGUCUGAAGGAUCAUGUGCCACAGAUGCAGGAUCAGGAUCUGGAGAUGGAGUUCAUGAAGGCUCAGGAGAAACCAGUCAAAAGGAGACUUCCACCUGUGAUAUCUGCCAGUUUGGUGCAGAAUGCGAUGAAGACGCUGAGGAUGUCUGGUGUGUGUGCAACAUCGACUGCUCUCAAACCAACUUCAAUCCCCUCUGUGCUUCUGAUGGGAAAUCUUAUGAUAAUGCAUGUCAAAUCAAAGAAGCAUCAUGUCAGAAACAGGAGAAAAUUGAAGUCAUGUCGUUGGGUCGAUGUCAAGAUAACACAACUACAACUACUAAAUCUGAAGAUGGGCAUUAUGCAAGAACAGAUUAUGCAGAUUUGACGGGAACUGGAUUAACAGAAGAGUCAGAAGGCCCAAGUAAAGAUAAAGAAUAUGAGAAUGCUAACAAGUUAGAAGAAAGUGCAAGAGAGCACCACAUACCUUGCCCAGAACAUUACAAUGGUUUCUGCAUGCAUGGAAAGUGUGAACAUUCUAUCAAUAUGCAGGAGCCAUCUUGCAGGUGCGAUGCUGGUUAUACUGGUCAACACUGUGAAAAAAAGGACUACAGUGUACUGUAUGUUGUCCCCGGCCCUGUACGAUUUCAGUAUGUCUUAAUCGCCGCUGUGAUUGGAACCAUUCAGAUUGCUGUCAUCUGCGUGGUGGUCCUCUGCAUCACCAGGACAUUUAAAAUACAAAAUUGUUGAAGACCUUUAAAGUGAGAGGAGAUGAGCUCACAACUUGCUUGAUCGCAUUGUGCUGAGUCAUUCUUCUGCCUUACUGGGUGAGCAGCGCAAGACUAGGUAACCGCGUUCCUCCCCGACUUCUGCCUCUGUUCCUCAGUUCUCCUCAACAAAUGCUUAAACGCAGUGGCAAGGAGAAGCAAACAGGAAAAAUCUUCCAACAUAAUCCCAGCUUCUGCUGCUAAUAAAUUCUUUGGUCUGAAAUAUUUCGACAGUUUGCUUAAUCCGUGACUUCACUCUGUAAUUGUAGGACCAAAUUUUA